This is a messenger RNA of Venturia canescens, 1947 nucleotides long. RefSeq lists its product as uncharacterized. Gene Ontology annotation, molecular function: DNA binding; nucleotide binding; DNA-directed DNA polymerase activity. NCBI's taxonomy places the organism in Eukaryota, Metazoa, Arthropoda, Insecta, Hymenoptera, Ichneumonidae. Bases 1 to 1947 code for a protein of 648 amino acids. Gene Ontology annotation, biological process: DNA replication. The record is from RefSeq and is a predicted model, not a curated record. The transcript has a single exon.
AUGUUCAUGGACAGCGGACGCGUUUGCCCGUUUAGCGAAAACACAACAAUCGCGUCCGCCUGCUUUCAAAUCUUUCGAAAAAAUUUUUUAAAACCUAACACGAUCGGUAUUAUACCUACGGGUGGUUACAGAUGGGCUCACAAUCAGUCAAAAAAAGCGAUCUCUUGGCUCGUGUGGAUGGAGCAUUCUUUAAAUCGUCGUAUCAUUCACGCAGGACGCUCGCGCGAGUUUAAAUUGCUUCAAAAUUUAUUAGUAGACGGUUACUACAAAACACCUGAUUCAACCCACGUGUUACAGUUUCACGGUUGCUAUUGGCACGGGUGCUUGAGCUGUUUCACUGUAAACAGAGACCGUGCACAAAGCGACGGUGAUACAUUGAACGAGCGUCUCGAGAGAACAAACGCUAUAUCGCAGAGAAUCCGCUCAAGCGGCUACACGUUAACCGAGAUUUGGGAGUGCGCGUAUGACCGGAUGAUAAAAACAGAUUUAGAGAUGAGCGCUUUUGUGAGUGAUCACCCUCUGGUUCGAGCGGAGCCUCUCAAUCCGCGCGAUGCUUUUUUCGGUGGUCGCACGGAAAACAUGGUCACUCUGUACGAUGUGAAAGACGGGGAGCAGAUACGAUAUGUUGACGUUUGCUCUUUGUACCCAUACAUCUGCAAGUACGGUAAAUAUCCGGUGGGCCAUCCAACGGUAUACGUCGGCGACGAGUGCAGGGCGCUGACAGGUCCCGAAAAUAAUAUCAGUCUUUCCCGCGUCGAGGGCUUUGUUAAAUGUACAGUGCUUCCACCGCAAAAUCUUUAUCAUCCGGUGCUGCCGGUGCGAAUGCACCAGCGCUUGUUAUUCGGGUUAUGUCGUAGCUGCUGCGAAACAAUGAACCAGGACGCGUGUCCUCAUGAAGACCCCGCGGAGCGUGUAUUUAGCGGUACUUGGGUGGUGGAUGAAUUGCGAAAAGCUAUUGCGUGCGUGUAUAAAAUAUUAACCGUGAGCGAGAUUUGGCAGUAUGAGAUAACGCAGUACAACCGCGAUACACAGGAGGGGGGCCUUUUCACCGGGUACAUAAACACUUUUCUUAAAAUCAAACAAGAGGCUAGCGGUUGGCCCGAGGGUUAUACAGGUGACGAGGCUGCCCAAGAGCGUUAUAUAACUUCUUUUAAGACAGCCGAAGGGGUUCAGCUGGAGCGGGGUGCGGUAGCGAAAAACCCGGGGCUGCGCUCGGUAGCCAAACUUUGUCUUAACUCCUUUUGGGGUAAAUUUGGACAACGCGAAAAUUUACCACAAACAGAAAUAGUGUCGACACGCGAAAAACUUAUGGAGUUGCUAAACAGCCCCGAGCACGAGAUCACUGGUAUGCUACCUGUUAACAACCAGGUGCUGUAUGUUAAUUAUACGAAAACGGAUGAUGCUGUAAUACCGUCUAAUAUAGCAAAUACUGUCAUAGCUGCAUACGCCACAGCCCAAGCCCGUUUAAAACUUUACACCUAUCUCGAACCGCUGGGUAAGCGUGCUCUGUACUGCGACACCGAUUCCGUUAUUUAUGUCACGAGAAAAGAGCCUGGAGAGUAUGAACCGCCAACGGGUCAAUUGCUAGGGGAUUUAACCGACAAGCUAAGCUCUUACGGCGAGGGCAGUUACAUUAAGUCUUUCAUCUCAGGCGGCCCUAAAUUUUAUUCUUUCAUAGUUAAUACACCGAGUGGCGCGGAAAGCGAGGUUUGCAAGGUUAAAGGCAUAACGUUGAAUUACGCAAACAGCUCGCUGAUAAAUUACGAAUCAAUACUGUCAUUUAUAAUAGGUGAGAGAGAAAAUCCUGUUGUGCUACAGUUUGAUUCAAUACGUCGUACGCCGUUCCACCAGGUUGUCACACGACCCGAAAAGAAAUCGUGCAUGCCUCUGAACGUCAAGCGAAGACGUGAUGGCGAAUACGGCUCGCUCCCUUACGGCUACAAAUAA